GGCCUUCACCCGUUUUGUCCUUUGUCUGCAGGUAUCUGCUCUGCAGGGAAUCCCUUGUCUCGAGGGUUUUAUUUCGCCUUUGAUUGAGGGACGAUCUGUCCCAAGGGGCAUUGUUUCCUAAAGGGAGAGAUAGCCGUAAUCACGUAAGGUCAACUAUAGUCACAUCCGUCAUAAUACUCCGCUCGACACAAGCUCCGUUUACCACCUCUCACGCGAUUUAAGCUCAAAUUCAAAGAGAGCGCGAUACAUACCUUGAGCUAGGCUCAUCCCAAUUGUUAAAUACAGAUCAAUUCGUGUCGCAGGUCGCGCUACGUUACGAUGCCGUCCAUUCUCUCCGACGAGGAUAAGGAGACCGUCAAAAGGACGGUCCCAAAGCCCGCAAACAAGAUUCAUGCCGUCGCCGUCGCGCGUCUCUAUGUGGCCUAUCCGAACCGACACCGAUGGACAUAUUCGGGGCUUCAGGGAGCGGCUGUUCUAGCAAAUGAUCUUGUGGGAAACACAUACUGGAUCAAGCUUGUGGAUAUUUCGCCUUCUAGUCGUGGUGUAAUUUGGGAUCAGGAGAUAUACGAUACAUUCUCUUACAAUCAAGAUCGGACCUUCUUCCAUACGUUUGAGUUAGAAGAUUGCCUCGCUGGCUUGUCCUUUCUCGACGAAAAGGAAGCGAAGCAAUUUAAGAAGAAGAUGGACGAGCGCGAGAAGAAUGCAAGCAAAGCGACGAGGUCCACUCCGUUCAAUAAUGGCGUAACUGCACCCAGCGGACCUAGCGGCAAGAGUCACAGUCGUUUUGGUAUUGGGAGCCUGCUGCACCCGCACAGACAUUCUUCCGCGCCUUCUCAGCCACCAGCACAAUCGAUCAUUCCUCCAAAAGGAUCAACCCCGGUUGAGAGAAGCCCAGCUCGAACAAGAAGCAGUUCCUUGGAUGACGUUGAUCCGACAUGGAAACCAUUGUUGAACGAGUUGAUGGAGAUGGGUAUUACACCUGAUCAAAUCGAGGCGAACUCGGAGUUCAUCAAGUCGUACAUUGAGAGCAAAAUGGCAUCUGGCGAUGCCAAUGGCAUAAAUGGAAACGCUGGCGCAGAUCGGAGAGAAAAGGCACCCCCGCCACCGCCUCCAACUGCUCCGCCUGGUUUGGCUAAGCUCGAUACCAUCAGCCCACAAACUACCGGGAGUACAACAUCUUCUAAGAGAGGACCUCCGCCUGCGCCGCCGCCAGCUCGACGAACACGCCAAGAAGCGCAUGCUAUACCCUCGCCUCCCCCAGCUCCGUCACCGCCGCCAGCCAAAUCCCCGCCUCGACAGCCUUCGCCACCCCGUGGGCCUCCCCCACCGAUGUUCAGGGCUCCGCCGGCCAUUCCAGAUGCUGGAAAAUAUGCACACGCUGAACCGCCAGCGCCUCCUGCACGGCAGCGUGCUACCUCCAAUGCCGCCCUCACAAAUCCUGGCCCACCUCCACCUCCACGGCCACCAAAGACACCUGUCGACGAUGCCGCGGACUCCAAGCCCAGAUUCGGCGUGCCACCUCCUUUCCAGCCCUCAUCCGUCCCACCACCACCCCCUCAAAGGGGGGCUGUUCCACCGCCGCCACCUGCGCGGGACAGCCCAACGAUGCACACGGCACCCCCUCUCGCACCUCCACCUCCACCUUUGCCGGUCAAGUCCCCUACAUCCGCUGCCCCCAUACCGCCGCCACCUCCGCCGCCACCUAUGCCUGGAACCGGUGCAGGAGGGCCACCAGCACCUCCACCACCCCCACCCUUACCAACUGCUGCACGUCCGCCUCCUGCUCCUCCUGCUCCCUCAGGCGGAGCCCCGCCUCCACCUCCAUUGCCACCGGGCCGUGGUCCGCCCGCUCCAGGUGCGCCACCCGCACCUCCCGCGCCCGCGCUUCCUCGACCAGAAGGUGGAAGAGGGAACAUGCUUGCCGAAAUCCGCGGCGCUGGAGGAAUCGGAAGUCUCAAGAAAGUUAGUGACGCCGAGAAGAAUGAUCGCAGUGCAGCGUCAGUUGGCGGAAAUGCGGGUGGAGGCGGUGGCGGUGGAAGCUCAUCGCAACCUACGUCUGGAGCUGGUGGUGGGAUGGCUGGUGCCCUAGCCGCCGCACUCAGUGCGCGCAAAGCCAAGGUCAGCCAAAGCGAUGACGAGGAUGAAGACGACGAUUGGGACGAAGAACCAAGGAGGAGGUGAGCUAAGUCGUCUCUGUUCUGAAAAUGUAAUGUGGAGAUUGUAGGAGGGAUCUCUCGCCGGUGAGACUAGAUUUGGUUCGGCUUUGCUACCUUGCUCUGAUAAGCGCGCAUCUCCAAUUUAUUCCCCGUUUGCUGUUUGGCCCCUGGUAUUACUUCUGUUCAAGGAUAUCACAAGUACCAAGCUUGACGAUUUCUGGGCACAUUCAGCUUCCUUUUACGCUCUUCUUCAUAUUCCCGGUGAAAUUUCGGAGCAUUUUUUAUGUAAUAAAACCAUGAUUACAAGCAUUCUC
Molecule: messenger RNA, 2470 nt
Organism: Xylona heveae TC161
Lineage: Eukaryota; Fungi; Ascomycota; Xylonomycetes; Xylonales; Xylonaceae
Product: WH1-domain-containing protein
Exons: 3
Coding region: 319-2181 (620 amino acids)
Molecular function (GO): actin binding
Source: RefSeq, a predicted model, not a curated record